Chiloscyllium plagiosum (whitespotted bambooshark) is the source of this 1257-nucleotide messenger RNA. Lineage: Eukaryota; Metazoa; Chordata; Chondrichthyes; Orectolobiformes; Hemiscylliidae. The record is from RefSeq and is a predicted model, not a curated record.
CUUAGAUUCCAGAAAGCUCAGAGAGUUUCAGCUCAUUGAAACAGACAUUGAACGGAUGUUCUGAGGAAUGGAGCAGAAAAUGAACUCAUCGUAUCCAGUGAUGACAGAGCAUCUAGAACUGUGCUUCGACUUUAGUAACACAUCUUGUCCAAAAAUGGCAAGGUCCACAACAAACCGAGCAAUACUUUAUGUUUGUUCCUUAAGUUUGAUUUUAAUCACUGUUCUUGGUAAUUUAUUUGUGAUUAUUUCAAUCUCCCAUUUCAAACAACUCCAUACUCCUACUUAUUACCUUGUUCUUUCUUUAGCUGUGACCGACCUUCUGCUGGGAUUGGUUGUUUUACCAAACUCCAUGAUUUAUUCUAUUGAAACAUGUUGGUAUAUAGGGAAUAUUUUUUGUGACAUUCAUAUAAGUUUAUCUGUGACACUGACAAUAGCGUCAGUCUAUCAUUUGGGCUUUAUUGCAGUUGUUCGUUACUUUGCGGUGUGUGAUCCUUUGCACUACACUACAAAAAUCACAGUACCUGUAAUCAUCACAAUUAUUAUAUUUAUUUGGGUGUUUUCUAUUAUUUAUGGAUUUGGUUUAGUUUGUUCAAAAAUAAUUAGGAAGGGAAUAGAGGAUUAUAUUAGGACAGUUUCGUGUCAUGGUAGCUGUGUACUUGUAUUUAAUAAGCUGUGGGGGCAUUUGAACCCAUUCAUUGGAUUUCUUUGCCCCACUGUAAUCAUUUUUGGUAUUUACAUUAAAAUCUUUAUUAUAGCAAGAAGGCACGCUCGAGUCAUUAGAAACAUGUCAAGGAAAGCCCAGUCUAAAGAGGAAAAUAAUAACCCAGUCAAGGAACACAAGGCUGCCAUGAAACUGGGCAUAGUAAUAGGAGUCUAUAUAAUCUGCUGGUUACCUUAUUGUAUGACAAUUGCUGUUGAUCCACAUAUUAAUUACAGCACAUCGAGAGUUUUAUUCUCUGCUACUUUGUGGUUAGGUUUUAUUAAUUCCGCUUUUAACCCUAUUCUUUAUGCUUUCUUUUAUCCGUGGUUUCGCAAAGCUCUAAAACUUAUCCUUUCCUGCAAAAUACUUAACUCUGACUCUUCAACAAUAAACUUAUUCCCAGAAAAUUAGAAUGGACCAUAAGCAUGUGAACAAUUCAGAAGUUGACAGUCAAGUAAUCAGUCAGUUUUCUUCAAAACUUUAUAUAUGGCUUCUUGAAGGCUUCAGGAGUUUACAUGUUCACACCCUGUCUGUGUGGGUUUCCUUUGAGUGCUCCG